GUCAUUGUUUACGUGACUUUUGAAACUUGCAAUAAACGUUUAAAUACGCCAAAGUAAAUGUAUUAACAGACUUCAUAGUAACAGAGAAGUUCUCAGAAACCAGCUGCUACUAUCAAAGGCCCAAACGUUUGUGGAGAAUGAAGGGAAAAAAUAAAAUGAUUUCCCACGAAAGUCCGGGAAGACGUGGUGCCAUCUAGCGACUGAGGAGUAAACUUGCUAUAUUUACUUGUUCUCUGGUGGGGAAAGGAAGGGUUGUUCGCAGCUCCUAUAACACCAUAUCAUCCCUUCUAACCUCGGUACCAAAGUGAGGGACGCGCCAUGACCUUGCUGAAGUGUGAAGUGUGUCCUUCGGAGUCUGUGUUAUAGUGAAGUGGUUUAUAUUUAGUUUGUUACAAAAGUGCAAAUUGAAAUAGACAGCUGUUUUUUGCUGAAGUGUCGCAAGGAUGUGGUGAGGGAACCCCCUUUUUUUUUCUUUCUUUUUUUUGUUGUUGUGGGAAAUAAACUCUGGAAGAUUUGAAGUGCAGUGUUUUAUUUAUUUUUAAUCUGCGAAGACGCUAUUGGCGGAAAGGAUUAUCAUUUUCGACGCUGUGAGAUUAUUGUAUGGCGAAGAUGGCGGCUACCUUUGACCCUCACGACAGAUCGAGGUACGUCGAUGCAAUCGUUAGUGCUGUUAUUGCGAAGGUUGCGAAUUUUGGUACUUCGGUCAGAUGUCCCGUCAAGAUGCAACAGACCUCUUGAUGGGAGAGAGAGAUGGCGGUGUAUUCCUGGUGCGCGAUUCCUCCACGAUAUUGGGUGAUUACGUUCUCUGUGUUAGAGAAGACAACAAAGUAUCGCAUUAUAUUAUUAAUAAGAUCCAACAAGGUGAUCAAGUGCGAUAUCGAAUAGGAGACCAGAUGUUCCCCGAUUUGCCUUCGCUGUUAAAUUUUUAUAAACUCCAUUACCUCGACAGUACGCCAUUGAUUAGGCCUGCACCCAAACGUUGUGAGAAGGUUGUAGCCAAAUACGACUUUGAAGGAAGUGAUCAAGAUGAUCUUCCAUUUAAGAAAGGUGAAAUUUUGACAAUUGUCAGCAAGGAUGAGGAACAGUGGUGGACGGCAAGAAAUUCCAUAGGUCAGACAGGCUCUAUACCUGUUCCUUAUGUUCAGAAGUAUGAAGAAGGUGAAAGCAUCGUAUUAAAUUCAACCCCAAACAGAAGUAGCAGUCAGUCCCAUGAAAAUACACCACGACCAAAACCCAGUCUACAGAGAAAAUUGCCUGCAUAUGCCAGAGUGAAGCAAGCUAGAGUCCCUAAUGCCUAUGACAAAACUGCUCUUAGAUUGGAAAUUGGAGAUGUCAUCAAAGUCACAAAAAUGAAUAUAAAUGGCCAGUGGGAAGGAGAGCUGAAUGGCAAAGUUGGGCACUUCCCCUUUACACAUGUAGAGUUUAUUGAUAGUGAGAACUCUACAGACGGUGACCUAAAUUAAAGCGCCUGAUCUGUUUGUAUUAGAACUAUGUAACUUGUAGAUUUUUUCUUAAUUUUAGUAGGAAUAACGUGUGUAAGUUAGAAUGUAUGAUGUGUAAAUGUAUGUGAUAUGCUGGGCAUCUUAUUUUGUAUUGGUGUACAGAACGAAAAGGUUGUAGUGGGUGUCCCAGAAGGUGGAUCUUUUUAGCGUAAUGCAGUCUAGAUUGUGGACAUUUUAGUAGUUUUUUCUUUAAGAAAAAUGAGAGGGGGAACAUGAAAAUUUUAAAUGUGGCUAAUAUGAUUAUUCUCAUUUGCUAAGAAAAUUUUGAAAGUAAAUUUGAUCAUCUGAGUUUCAAUUCAUUAUCUAACAAUGGUAAGGUUAGCAUUUGCACUUUUGAAUCUGAUCGUGAAAGGCUUAAAUUUUGUUUUUAGUUUCUGGAUUUAUUAAGCAAAUGAGGUUAAGCAGACUAGUCACCUCCGAGGCUUUACUGGUUAUUUUACAUACUGGAACUCAUAUUGUUUGCAAGUAUCCUGUAGGUAUUUGAAGGUCUUGCGCUUUUAAGAUUACACCUGAACUUGACUCAGCCUGAAUAUAAGAUCGAACAUGCAGCAGUUCGAUAUUGGAUUAUUUUUUAUUUACUUGAAACAAAGUUUCUGACUUUUUCUAGGGCACAAUAUUUUAUUUAAAAUUUGUAUUAUAAUAUAUUCAGUUUUAGUGGGAAAAGAAACUUGAGUAACUUUUUCCACUAGAGGUAAAAUGAGAAUUAUAUGUAGAUAUAAAUAUAUAUCCCAAGAAGAUUUUAGGUGCAUGGCUUCAUGGAGCCAUAAUACAUUUUUUUGCACAAAAUUCAAAUGCAUAAAUCCCCAAAGUGCAGAUUCUGCAUAGCAUACUGUACUUAGAAAUUCACUUCAUUGAAUUUUGAGAUGUUGGAGGUCAGUUGGGCCUUUUCCUGAGAAAUUUUCUCUUGUAGUAUACAUGCAAAAAAUCUUUUAACUAUUUUCAUGUUUUUUACUAAGUAGUGCUGGUAUGCGGGGCCUUCACUCUUGGUUUUGUAUCAUUUUUAUUAUCAGCAUUAUUGAAUAAAGAUCUAAUUUAUUCCAAAUAUGUACAGUAAGAUUGAAGUAAGUUUCAGUACUUUGUAUAUUUUUAAUAAUAUGUUAAAAAUACAGUACUUGGAACUGUUGUCUUUACAUUGAUUGUCAUGCAUUAGUAAUUGAUGAAUACAUCAAAAAGAUUUUAUCUUGCCUCAGUCUUAUUGGAAAUAUGUGCAUUAAUUUUAAUGGAAUUUAUUUAACUAUUAGAUGAGUAAUUGAAUCAAAUAUUCCUGUUUAUGCAUAUUUCAAACCUAAAUUUAAUGUGCACAAAAGUAAUUUAUUUUAUGAAGCAUCCAUGGUCAUUACAUUUAGCGUCAUUUUCCAACAGUUGUAGAAAUUAUUCUUAUCAUAUAACUACUUCGCAGGUGCUUGGUCCACUACACUUCUUCAGUGCUUUUGGAUCAUCACUUUUAAGUUCAGGGUUUUGAUCUGGUAGAUGAUGUUUCACUCGAGGAUAAAAAGGUAUAUUAUUUUUCAUUCCUACAUCGUCUGGUGAUCUCUGUUUGUAUUAUUUUGUACUUGAAAGUUAUUUCUUUUAAGGGCUGAUUACACUUUCAUUGGUUAUUCCGAUAACAAUUAAUCUAUCAUAUUACUUGGGUGUUUACUUUAUGCUUGUUAUUCCAUUUUUUUUUGGUGAAUUGAAUUCCUGAAAUGGCCAUCUGUGGUUCUUGCUAAUAGAUUCUACAUAUCAGGUCGGGUCAUGUAGACUAUAUGUUGAUAAUUGUACAUAUAGCAUCUUUCUUCCUCCCUCAAAAUAGCAUAGCAUAGUAGCCUUCAAAUGGGCUUGUUCCAUUGUAGUCUAGGAACAGCACCUUUUAGCUAUGUAUUCAUAAUGGAUUGCAUUUACUCUUCUAAGCAUAAUUGUCUAGCUCUCUGGUCAUUGGUAGCUGUAGGUAGUAAUAGUUAUUUUAUAUCUUUAGAAAUGAUCAAAAACUGUUUCAUCUAAAAUGUUUAUAAGAGGGGCUUUGGUCAAACUUGCAGGAAUAACUGCAUAGGAAAAUAAUCAAAUGAGAAAGUGUGGAAAUAUUUUGGUGUGGUUUGUAUUACCGGGAGGAACCCUGAAUGUGAUGGUUAAGUGGCUUUUGAAUGAGGUGGCUGUUGCUAUAUGUUGAUGGAUUUUCUUCAGUAGCUACCAACAUCCUCAUCUUUCUUUGAUAAAUAUUUUAAUGGUUGUGAAGAUUAACACAAUUUUACCAAAUUUUCUAAAUCAUAAGGAAAUUCAGCUUGAUUGGUUUUGUUUUCUGAUGAAAAACAAUUAUUUUUUAACUCCUAUUCUUAUGCUUUCAAGUUCCACAAAAAAUGAGCAAUGAUGCAACGAAUCAUUCAAACCUGUUAGGGGAGCGGUAUGGUAGUUUUGAAUGUUAACUGUUAUUAGGUACCAAUAUGCUAUUAUUAAAAUUAGAAAUAAUCAUAAAUAAUAAGGAAAAGAAAAACAUCAUGGUGAGGAGGAUUUACAUAUAUAUUAAAUUAGUAGAAGCAAAAGUUUAUUUCCCUUUGAAAGAUAUGUGGGAUUGCCAGUUAAACAUAUUUCAUAAGAUAGGAGAAAAAUUCUUCAUGUGAUCAUUAGGGAUGAAACAAGUUUUUGCCCUUACAUCCAAACAAUUUUUCUCUAUACAAAAUUAUUUUCUUGGAAAGUAUCAUGUGGUGUAAUAUAUAUCAGUAAAUCCAAAUACAGAGUAAUGAAAAAUAGAAAAGGAAGUAUAGCUUUCCUUGUGUAUUGAAUAGUUACAAGAAAUUAAUUCUUUGUUUUCUUAGUAGUUUGAUACAUUUUGCCACUGAUUAAAAUCCUUGUGAUAUAGAAUGGCUUCAAGUGGUUGUGGUUAUGCUGAAAUCUUACUGUUUUCUGUCUACAGUGAAGACCUUUGUCAUUAAUUCUGUGAUGUAAUCAUGUGCUGAUAAAGUACAUUUUUAAGCUUCAGACUUUUAUGCCUCCAGCUUAUGGCCUACGAUAAUUUUUAUGAGCAAUCAGUGAUCCCAGCCUACUUGUAAAUGCCAUUUUUCAGCCAUAGAUGACCAUCAUAGUGUGUAAUGUGGAGUGCUUGUAUGAUACAUAUAUAUUUUUACCAGUACAGUACGUAUAUAUUUAAGAAUCGUGAAUGUUUGCGUAACUGCCUUAAGGCUUUUAUUAUAAGAGGAGUAAUUUUCAAGGAAUUGUGUGUUUACACAAUAUAUUUUUUGAGGAAUUAAAUGAAAUUUUUUCUAUAAACUUUUAUUUUGAUAUUAGAAUAUUUUAUCAUUAGGACUUACUUCUUUUUAAUUUUAAAAUUUGCAUAUGCACUCAAACUGAGAAGGGUUAGUUAGAAAAAGUUUUGUAAGAUAUUGAUGAAAUGUACACAAAUCACAUUUCACACAUUGUUGAAAUAUGAAAUUUAUGGUAUUGGCAUGAUAUGCAUAAUUAAACCACUCUUUCAUAUCUGGAUUAUUUUUAUUGUAAGGGCACAUUUAAAUUUUAUUGAUAUAAAAACUCAUGAACAACGCAUUGUUUUUGGUUUUAUUAUGUGAUUUACACUAAAUUCGUUAGACCAUGUAGUGUUUAAACAAUAGUAUGAUAGUGUCAAAUCACUAAGCAGUACAGUAUUAACUUCAUAUACCUGCAUGUUUUGUUUGCAUGUACAGUUUUCUAGUACUUGACCAAGUUACAUCUGUCUAGAAAUAUUUCUUAGGUGCAAAGAUUGUACAAUACAUAGGGAUCUUUAAUAGUUAUUUUACUUUACCACUAAGUAGCUUAUCAUCUCCAUUUCUUUAUUUAAUUUCUACAUGAAUUUUUACCUAGCACAAUAAAAAAUAUUGGUGCCAUUGUCAUAUAAAAUAUGGUUACUAUUUUAUUUGAGCUUUAUAAUAUUUAUCUUUUAAAUCUAGGCAGAUUCUUAAAAAUAGUGUAAAUUAUUUGAUCAUUCUGCACGUCGAGGCUCAUAGAACCAUAGAUGAUUGCUGACUGAGUGAAGGACUGGUGGCUUUUGCAUCCAGCAUCCAAAUUUUAUUUAGAAAAUUAUGGUGACAAUUGGUGAAAUCUUGAUUGCUAUAGCUUCAAUUACAGUAUUAAAAUUUGAUAAGAAAUCUAUAUUUUUGGAGCUUUUUGUAAGAGAAUAAUUCACUUAAUUGAUCAGCCUAUUUUUCCCCCUAAAUGAGUUUCAGUCAUGGAGAAAAUUGAGAAAUUUUUGUAUGUUAAUUUUGCACCAGAGGGAAUUUAAUUACUGUAUAUUUUCUUCAAGGUUUAAUGAACUUCCUUUUUAUAGUCUGCUACAGGCAACAUUUCACUAGAUGAAGAUGUGAUCCUUAAGGUUAAAGAUUUCAGAAACAGCAGUUUUGAUUAGCAUCAUCAAUAUACACUUACUUUUGGGCGUUUUAGGAGCAAUUAAGUUUUUGUAAUAAACUUGUUGAGCCAUUUACCUUUAUGAAGUACUAGAACAUAAAGCUCAAUUGCCCUUUUUUUUCUUAUGUAAAUUAGGAACUGGGAGUUAAAGAAUAUAAAUUGGCUGUUUACCUAGUCAUCAAAACAGUUCACUGUAAGUUUCAACAUUUAAUAUGUAUACUUAGAGGUGUUGCUCUCAAAGAUCAUGUAAUGUAUGAUGGGGUGUCAUCAAGUAGAUGUAUUGCUGGCAAGAGUGGCUUGUUCAGAGUCUUUUCACUAUAAUGAUAAUGGGCUUGUCACUGUAGUGUGUCACGACAUUACUUACAACAGAUAUGUUUUAUCUCCUCCUCUGUUCCUGCCAUGUAAUUUGUUCAUAUCACAGAUAAAAACAGGUUUUGAAACCUUUUACAUUUUAGUGCCUAUUGAUUGUAAUAAUGUUUGGGUUCAGUACAUUACACAGUUAGGGUGAUGUAAUUUCAAACAAUUUAGUAAAUGUCUCCAGGUAUGAUUGACCAGUUGGGUAUUCAUGAUGAUGAUGUAAAAGUUGAGUCAUUUGGUUAAGUGGCUUGGAGUAUUGUUGUUCCUUACAGGAGUAUCGGGUAAAUGUAAACAGAUUUGCUUACUAUUCAAAUGAUCAAACAGGGCUUUCAGAAAGUAUGUAAAUUAUUGCCUUUUUACCCAAAAAUUUUGCAUAUAUUUAUGUAUAUGUGGGAUUGUCUGUGUUAUAGUAUCUGGGAACCAGACCUGUCAAUGAGAGCAUAAUAGUGUAACCAUUUGCAACAGACUAUGAAGUUGAAUUUCAGGUCUUUGCUGCCAUUGAGGAAUACAACUUCAGUUGGUAAAUGAACUGCAAAUUCAAGUGUAAUGACUUUGCACAAUUAGCUUCAGCAGAUGCUGUAAUGCUCAAAUGUAUUUACUGUGAUUAAAAAGUUUUCUCUUGUGUAUGCACAAGUUUCUAGGAUCCUCCAUUGCUAAGUUGCAAGUUUUAACAGAAAUUCCACUUGCAUCAUCUUCAUCAUGUCCUAUGGAUAAUAGUAAUACAAGUUAGUAUGCAGAUGUAUUAUAUGCAAUUAAAUCCGCUAGAAUACA
Macrobrachium nipponense is the source of this 6977-nucleotide messenger RNA. RefSeq names its product adapter molecule Crk-like (gene Crk). The record is from RefSeq and is a predicted model, not a curated record. Lineage: Eukaryota; Metazoa; Arthropoda; Malacostraca; Decapoda; Palaemonidae. The transcript is spliced from 8 exons. Gene Ontology annotation, biological process: cell migration; signal transduction. Gene Ontology annotation, molecular function: receptor tyrosine kinase binding; signaling adaptor activity. The coding region runs from base 708 to 1463 and encodes 251 amino acids.